AUGUUAGAUAACCUAAACGCUUAUUCACUUCGUGGUUUUUUCGAUAUCCAUUCCGGAGUUAUGUUUGAUAAAACUCUUUUCAUUCAACGAAAUUCGUAUUUAGUAGCACUUAAGGUUAAAGAGUUCCAUGAGAAUUCGAAGCAUUAUAUAACAACUAGAGGAAAUGAAAUUAUUUUAAUAAACAGAAAUGAAAUUGGGUGUUCACAAGUUGCAGAUCAUCGAGUUCGAACUAGAAUAUUUUCAUUAGAUUACAUAUUCGGUUCGGCUGAUCAACUUAAUCCAGAUAAUAAUUCACAGGCUUUCAUUUACAACCAUGUAGGAAAACCUGCUGUGGAUUCUGUAAGAAACGGUUACAAUUGUAGUUUAUUUGCAUAUGGCAUGACAGGAACAGGAAAAACGCACACAAUAUUUGGAUCUGAGGAGGAUCCAGGAUUAAUACCCAGAAUAUGCGAAGCUUUGUUGAGCUAUAUGAAAGUGAACCAAAAUGUACAUACAAAUUAUGAAUUAAAAAUAAGUUUCACUGAAAUAUACAAUGAGAAAAUCCGUGAUUUACUUAGCAAUACAAAUGAACAAUCAUCACUGCGUAUACGUGAACAUCCUGAGGAUGGACCAUAUGUGGAAGGCCUAACUAAAGCAACUCUGACUGAUAUUAAAUCUUUACGUGCAAUCAUUGGAAAAAGUAUUAGAAAUAGUGAAAGUGUACAUAAUUUAAGUGACAAAAAACAUUUCAAUGAAGGACGAAAUAUCAACCUAUCCUUAUCAUCUUUGAGCACUGUAAUUGGAAGAUUAGCUGAAAGGAAUUCGUUCUUGACCAAUGAUUCAGAACUGAUAACACAUAGUAGCCAGUCCACACUGAAUAGUACUAGAAGUUCUCACAAUUCAAGUACUCAUCAUACUAGUUCAUUUCAUAUUCCUUAUCGCAAUUCCAAAUUAACAUGGCUGUUAAAGGAUUCUUUGGGUGGAAAUGCACGUACCACAAUGAUAGCAACUAUAUCGCCAUCUUACAAAUAUUACAACGAAACGUUGAAUACCCUGCGUUAUGCUCAACAAGCCAAGUUAAUCAAAAAUGCACCCAAAGUAAAUGAGGAUGCGUGUACUACUUAUAUAAAACAACUUUUAAACGAAAUUUCUAUAUUAAAACGAAGACUGCAUGAAAGAGACGAUUAUUUUACAGUUCGAAAAAUGCAGAAUUGUGGCUUUUCAAACAAUUUAAAUGGGUCUACAUGUUUCAACGAGCAUAUUUUACAAGGCAAAUCUGCAAAAUACCCAAAAAACAAUAUUGAUAUUCUGACUACAUCAUAUGGAGAAUACAUUCAGCCAUUCGAAAUUCAAAAUUCCGAUAAUAAAAUGAAAUCUUCCCAGGAUGAUUAUGAUCACGACCAUUGGGAUUGCAAUGAACAACAACAGCCACUUCAUGAUAUUCAGUCAUUAAUAACUGUAGAUCAAAGUACACAAACUAUUCAAGUGGAAGAAUAUGAAAAAGUUUGCUUCGACCAUUUAAACAGAGUGGAACUAUUGAAUUUCUUCUGUAGUCGGAUAAGUAGGUUUCCAUCCAAGAAGAUAGAACAGAACAGCAGAUAUGCAGUUACUAUUUUUAACUCUAAUCUAAAUGAUGCAUCCAAUCUUUUAAACAGUCUUUCAAAAUCCGAAACAAUUGACAACACCUCAACUAAUAAGCACACAUCUAACUCUCUUGAUCUGCUGGAUAGAGACUUAGGCAAUGAUAAUUCAACUGCGAAUAAUCAAGAUUAUGAAAAGAGAUCCGAUGAAAAUGAUGAAACUGAUGAAAUGCUUAUUCAAGUUAGACCAUCAUCUUUUAAUAUUACAGUUGCUGAUGAUAAUGAGGAGAAAGAAGAUCAACAAGACCACUUCAAUGCUGAUCUAAGUCUGGAACCAAGCAAAAUUUGUGUAUCACUGAAGAAAUUUUCUGAAAACAAACAAGCACUAAAGAAGCUUAGGUCUCCGAGUAUAUCAACAUCAACACCUAAAAAUAUCUCUGAAUUGAAUAAAUCACGAUUAAGAAAAAAACCAUUUCGAAGGAAAUUCAAGAAGGCUAGUUAUUCUUGGCGAGGUUCUGUCAGGAGAAGAUUGAAAUUCAUGGACGAAUUCGACAAAAGGAUAAACCGUGAAAGUAUUUCUAUUGCUAGAUUCAAUAAUACUAUAUCGAAAGAUUUUGAAGAUAAGAAUUCAGCUUCAGUGUGUGCAUUUGAUCGUGAUCAACUUACAAAGAUUAGAAAAACAUCCGACUUGAAUUUGUUAAUUAAAAGUAAUGAAUUGACAGAUUCACUGAUUUCAUCUACAGAUUUGCAACUUUGCUACAAUCGAGAAUUUCUUAGAAAUCGAAAUGACAAUGAUGAGAUAAGCGUUGAAUUUGAUACCGGUUGCGUAACCAACAACAUAAAAUUUGAUACUAAUUCAUUAAAAACUCCAGAUUUAGCCACGACAGCAGGUUUGUCCUCUCCAUCGUCUUACAAGGCAACUGAAUCUGAUUUACGAGACAGCAGUGUAACAUCAGAUCAGGCUGUUAUACUUGAUGAAAACCAUUCGAAUAUACAAUCUACUCAUAAAAGAAAAAAAUACGAUUUUAAUGAUAGUACAGAUAUAUCCUUGAAUUUGGAAGAUAGUUUAGAAGAUUUUGACAAUAGUGACUCAAGUUUUGAUUUAACAGAUAGCAUAGAAAUGAUUAGAAACAGUGGAUUGUAUUCCAGUCAAUCGAGAGAAAUUCAACACACUUUAGACACAUCUCUUUCUUCUCCUUCAUCGAUACGCACUGGCGAUCUAUCACUUGAAGAUGAAGCUCACAGCGAGAAACGUGAAAACAUCAUCUUUAUCUUAUCCCAUUUUAAAUGUUAUACAUUAUUCGAUGACUUAACCUCAUAUGUAAUCCAAGUUGGCAACAGUGACUUAGUAAUUUUAUGGUUCAUCAAUCUUCUAAUUAAAAUUCAUUCACCAUAA
Schistosoma turkestanicum is the source of this 2955-nucleotide messenger RNA. The record is from the annotation of a GenBank genome assembly. NCBI's taxonomy places the organism in Eukaryota, Metazoa, Platyhelminthes, Trematoda, Strigeidida, Schistosomatidae.